CUUUAGGCCUGGGCGGCGGAGGCGCCGUUCCGUUCCGCUCCGCUGUUGUUUGGGCUUCGGUGAGGCUCGGUAAUGGCGGCAGCAGGAGAGCAGCUGAGUUCGGUGCCCGAGGCGCAGAUAGACUCCGACGGCACCUUCAAAUACAUUUUGGUGCGAGUGAAGCGCGGCGCUGACGAAUACCGCGAUAUCGUGAGAGGCUCCGCCGCCGCCGAGUUCCACAAUCACAUAUUUGAUAAAGUAAAUCCUGAAAUGGAAAAACUGGGGUUUGUAUGCAAGUGUCUUGGAGGAGGAAAAAUCGAGCAUAAUAGCAAAGACAAGAAAAUCCGUGUAUUUGGGCUUUCUAUAGGAUAUGGCAAAGCCGAUCAUUCUGUAACUGUAGAAAUACUGAAGAGAAGCUAUGUGAAUUAUGAAAUUAGUUGGUCAGAUGACAAGAAGUGAACUACUGCUGUGAAUUUUAAAAUUUUAACAGAAUGUAGACUUAAUUUUUGUUUUCUUCCAAAAAGUACAAUCAGUGUAUUUAGCUUAUUCUGAAUAAAAAGCUUGAAUGUGAA
Elgaria multicarinata webbii is the source of this 551-nucleotide messenger RNA. RefSeq names its product 14 kDa phosphohistidine phosphatase-like. The coding region runs from base 73 to 438 and encodes 121 amino acids. Gene Ontology annotation, molecular function: protein histidine phosphatase activity. Gene Ontology annotation, cellular component: cytosol. Lineage: Eukaryota; Metazoa; Chordata; Lepidosauria; Squamata; Anguidae. Gene Ontology annotation, biological process: peptidyl-histidine dephosphorylation. The transcript has 3 exons. The record is from RefSeq and is a predicted model, not a curated record.